Messenger RNA from Callorhinchus milii (elephant shark), 3584 nucleotides. RefSeq names its product c-mer proto-oncogene tyrosine kinase a (gene mertka). Gene Ontology annotation, biological process: protein phosphorylation; positive regulation of kinase activity; phagocytosis. The record is from RefSeq and is a predicted model, not a curated record. The transcript is spliced from 19 exons. Lineage: Eukaryota; Metazoa; Chordata; Chondrichthyes; Chimaeriformes; Callorhinchidae. Bases 127 to 3099 code for a protein of 990 amino acids. Gene Ontology annotation, cellular component: signaling receptor complex. Gene Ontology annotation, molecular function: ATP binding; protein binding; transmembrane receptor protein tyrosine kinase activity.
ACUGCACAGGCACAGAGCACUCCAGCACUACAGUGUAGCUAGUCUGGAUACAUUGUAGUUGUGGAGGUGGGCUCUGCUCACUCACUAGCACCAACACAGCCCUGGAGCCGCUUUCCCAGCUUCACCAUGAAUCUCUCCAAACUCCUGUGGAUGUUGACUUCACUUUAUUUUCCCUGUGGAUGUGAUAUUGCUGCAGGACCUGUCCAAGGGCCUGAUACUAGGAUAUGGAGGAAAGUGGAUCUGAGACCUGGGGCUGGAACUCGCGUUGUUCGGUCUACGAAGACUAUAAUGGCUGCUCAACAUGGGACACCAUUAACCUACACGCCAACACCAGCAGGAGAAACGCAAGUUGUAACCAAGAUUGACGAUUCUCCAUUUGUGAAGAAAAUUCAUGAGGAUAUCAGGUUUAAGCCUACAGCAGAGAACAUUGUCAAAUCUCAGGGCAGUGAUAUAAGCUUCAACUGUUCACUUAGUGCACCCAACUCAUACCACGAUUUCCGUAUUGAGUGGCUGAAGGACGGGAAGGUGCUGAUUGACGGUAAACGCUUCUUUCUCAGGGAACUUACCAUUCCUGGAGGUGACGGAAAGACCACAGUUUUAAACAGUUGCAGCAUCUCCAACAUACAGCGUUCUGAUGCUGGAGCUUACAACUGUAGGGUACAGAUUGCUCGUGUAUUUAUUGAAUCAGAAAAAAUCUUACUUCAAGUAGAAGGGUUGCCAACUUUUGUUCAAGAACCAGAACAACAAAACGUUACCAGAAAUGAACCCUUUACUCUUGUCUGCGAGGCUGUCGGACCACCAUAUCCCGUGCACAUUUAUUGGUCUCAGAAUGGCAAUAGGAUCAAAGACAAGGAGGACCCUUCUCCUUCCACCCUGAUUCUCCCAGGAAUUAGUGAGCGAACAAGAUUUAGUUGUGAAGCUCGCAAUGAAAAAGGAGUGGCCGUUUCAAAGGAAAUACAAGUUAACAUCAAGGAGGCUCCAUUAGCACCAAUUGAACUACAGGUUAAGAAUCAAACCGCCAAUGUUAUCACGAUUUCCUGGGCAUCAGGUUUUGAUGGAUAUUCCCCUCUUAGCAUUUGCCAAGUCCAAGUUGAGAAAAUUACAGGCAAAAACGAUGGGGAAGGAUCAGCGAACAACUAUUCUGUUACUGUACCACCAUACGAAUACAGCAUUGCUCACUUACAGGCUUUGACUUCUUACAACAUUUGUGUUUCUUGUAAGAACGAAGUAGGAUGGUCCGACUACUGCUCUCGGGUCCAGGCCAGCACAACAGAAGGAGUCCCAAUGGCCCCACCUCAGAAUGUCAGUGUGCUGGUGAAUGACUCCUGCUUGACCAUUCAAUGGAUUGGACCUCCGGAUGAGGAAGUUAAUGGCAUCCUGUUGGGCUACAAGUUAAACUAUCGAUGGGAAGGUGGCAUUUCCCCUCUGACAAAAUCACUUAAACGAAGCAAGAAUGGGACAGAUCAGCAAGACAGCAUUCUGAUCGUGGCAACAAAUGUCACAUACACCAUACAAGUGGCAGCGUUUACUGGUGCGGGAAUAGGGCCUUACAGUCAUCCUGUGGAGGUGUUUGUUACCAACAAUGGUGGGCUAAUUGUUGCACCUUUCUCAACCUCUUCUGCAGUGAAGCGAGGUGCCAACUACUCACUAAUAGCAUUAAUUGGAAUAAUAUGCACCAUCAUCAUAAUCCUGAUUAUACUCUUCACAUCUGUCACUCUCCGAAAGCGACUGAAAGAGUUGGAGUUUGGCAAUGCAUUCAGCGAUGGAGAAGAGGUCGAACCAACAGUCCACUACAGAGUGAAACAUAGCUAUUCACGGAGAAUAUUCGAGAUCACAUUGGAUAAUUUGGGAAUCAGUAAGGAGCUGAAAGAGAAGUUGCAUGAUGUGAUGACUGACAGGAAUCUAUUAAGUCUGGGCAAGGUUCUGGGAGAAGGAGAGUUUGGCUCUGUUAUGGAGGGACAGUUUAAACAGGCAGAUGACACGAGUCUCAAAGUAGCUGUUAAAACCAUGAAAUUGGAUAAUUUCUCACAGAGGGAGAUAGAAGAGUUCCUGAGUGAGGCGGCUUGCAUGAAAGAUUUCGAUCAUCCAAAUGUUAUUAAACUAUUAGGUGUGUGCCUGGAGUUGAGCUCCAGAGAGCAGAUAGCAAAACCAAUGGUCAUUCUGCCUUUCAUGAAGCAUGGCGACUUGCACAGCUUCCUGCUGCGCUCACGGCUUGCUGAAAAUACUGAAUAUCUGCCGCUGCAGACGUUGCUGAAAUUCAUGAUGGACAUCACCACAGGGAUGGAAUACCUGAGUAACAGGAAUUUUCUGCACAGGGAUCUGGCAGCUAGAAACUGCAUGUUGCGAACUGAUAUGACAGUCUGUGUGGCUGAUUUUGGUUUAUCCAAGAAGAUAUACAGUGGGGACUAUUACAGACAGGGUCGGAUUGCUAAAAUGCCUGUAAAGUGGAUUGCUCUUGAGAGUCUGGCUGAUCGAGUCUUCACUGUUAAAAGCGACGUGUGGGCGUUUGGUGUUACCAUGUGGGAGAUAAUAACCCGAGGGAUGACGCCAUACCCUGGAGUGCAGAAUCAUGAGAUUUAUGACUACCUGUUUGAAGGUAACAGACUGAAACAGCCUUCGGACUGCCUGGAUGAACUGUAUGAGAUUAUGUACUCGUGUUGGCGUAGUGAUCCUGCAGAUAGGCCCACGUUUGCUAAUUUAGGAACAUUUCUCAACAAACUUUUGGAGAGUUUGCCUGAAGUCCGAGGCAAGGAAGACAUCAUCUAUGUUAAUACAGGUAUAUUAGAGGGACAGGGGAAUAUGACUCAAGAUCCUGAACUCACUCAAUUUGAUUUGCAUGAAUCUAAUGAAGCAGCAUCAAGCAGUCUUGGACCUACGGAAAGUACAAUCACUGUGGAAAUCCAUGAAACCGUGAACAAUCAAGACCGAUAUGUGAUAUCUGGGGUGUCUGAGGAGCAGUUAAACACUGUGGAUAUAGAAACACACUUGUUGCAUCACAUUACUCAGAAUAAUGGAGCCAUGCUACCUCACAGCGAGCCCCUAAACAGGGAUGUCCCUUAUGCCGAUGAUUCAUCAGAGGACUCGAUUAUCAUGGUAUGAAGGAAAAAAUAAAUUGCCAAUAAACUUUGUCAGAACUGAAACAAAGUUGCUCUUAGAAGAUGAACUUACAAGAUGUGCGGCCUCUUUAAAACUGCCAAAUGCAAAUGUGCAUUCCUACCUAUUUACAAUCAUCGGCCCCUGACACUGUGAUGAGGUCCACAAGCAAACAUUUAACUCGCUGGCAAUUAAUCAGGCAACGAGAAUUUCACCAUGUUUAGAUGCUGGUGAUAAAUGAAGGAUAACGUCAAGACUUAUUUGUGUGUGUGUGUAUGUACAUGUUUCCUCGUUCUGUGAGGAAAUUGCGGGCAUUAAGAUGAUAGAACGCGCUAACAGGUGUAGAUAAUUGUGUUUUCCGUUGUAUACUUGGAGCUAUGUGAAUACCUUUUUUUUUAAAAUUCCCAUGUGGUCUUCUGAUCCACUCGCUUUGAUUAAAACUAGAAAAAUAUUUUUAAAAAUCCACAGUCACUUUGUAUUAAAUGUUUAAA